Messenger RNA from Lindgomyces ingoldianus, 2586 nucleotides. RefSeq lists its product as uncharacterized. The transcript is spliced from 28 exons. Bases 1 to 2586 code for a protein of 861 amino acids. NCBI's taxonomy places the organism in Eukaryota, Fungi, Ascomycota, Dothideomycetes, Pleosporales, Lindgomycetaceae. The record is from RefSeq and is a predicted model, not a curated record.
AUGACAAUAUCAAUUGCCUCGAAAGCCCUAUCGAGCUUGCAGAUGAUUUUGCAUAGCAAUCUUUCCCCUAGCCGGCGGCUCAUUAGCGGGCUACCAUGGCUCUCAAAGGUUGCACCCUGCCACUCACCUGAAGACUUCCACUCCAGUGCUUCAACAUCAAUAGUAUAUCCAUGGCAUACCCAUACCCCAAUAGAAAAUCUCUCAUCUGCGAUUCCUUCCGGGCAUGCAAUAUGUUCCCUGGAUUUCAGGGCUUCCAACAGGCCGUACUACGGUCCGUACAAAGUGAACCGUAACGGUCACGUGUUCAAUACGAACGCACCGAGUUCUUACAAUACGUACACCUACCUCUCCUCCUCCCUGUCGUACGAACGUACACAAAAUCUCACCCGUACAGGCCUCAAAAUCGCCCAAUCGUACAGUACUACGCCUCGUUGGAAGCCCUGGAUAUCAGCAUGGUUCUUUACCGCUGGAGAAUGGGGAGGUGGAAGCUCAUUUUCUUUACCAACCACUCUAGUUUUCCUACUACUAUGUAACGACUCUCACAGUGAUCCUAUGUUACCCGAUCACGCGAAACCCGAGAAGCGACGAUACUUCAGCGACUGCCAUGACAGCACUACGACCCGCAGCACUCCAUCUUACGGCGAGUCAGCGGCCCAUCUAUGCUGGUGGCCCUCAUUACUUACGUGCCGAAUCCAGGAGAGUGACGGAUCUCAAUUCUGUCAUUAUAUUCCGCCUUCAGCAGGGCUUCCAAAGGGGCGUACUAAAUACGAACGUACCCAGUUUGUGAGCCGCACUGGGAGUAGGAGGGCUCCAGCGAUUAGAGAUAGAGGUGGAUUAUCUUGCUCUGCUGCGAUUAAGGCACCUAACCAAUUAGACGAGAGUACGGCAUACUUCAAUCGAAUCAUAUUCCUCUUACAAUACGUACACCUGCCUCUCAUCCUCCCUGCCGUACGAACGUACACAAAAUCUCACUCGUACAAGCAUAACGAUCGCCCAAUCGUACAGUACCACGGCUGGUUGGAAACGUUGGGGCUUUGUUCGGAAUCAAUACCUGAACGAGAAGUACCUUUGGUGGUUUAUGGCAUGUGCCUAAAACUUGGCCAACGUGCUGCUGAAUUAACGCCCUUGCUUUGGAGCACGCAGGCUGGAACAAUGUUUCGAUAUGAAGAGUAUCUGCAGGUGGAGUAUCCUACCGCACAAACGCCCAAAUUCACCUUCGACGAAUAUAGCGCUGAUCCUCAACUGUGGUAUAUAUUACACGUUUUCAAAAUUCGAACCUUUACCUUCUACACAUUCACCCAGUCUCAAGGGGUUCGGCCAGCCAUUACUUUACCUGACAUAUACCCUGCGGAUGAAGGGACGAGGUUCCCGGAAAGCGUGACUCAUGUAAAGACGCCACCACCUGUUUUCGGUCACGCGUCUCCACCCCAAUGCUCAACAGAAUACCAAUCCUCGUAUUAUAGGAUACUGAAUCUAUCGUACUAUAUAAAAUGGACCUAUUACAAUUGUUCCAAGGAAGAAGUUGAAGACAGACCGACGAGGCUGAGGUUACAGCUCACAGCCCACUGGACAUCGACAACGAAUCGAAUCAGAAAGGGCUACUUCAUCAACAAACACCGGCCUAAUUCGGUAGCUGAGGGACAUACUCUUCCAUCCCUUGCAAACGAAAGCAUGCAUGCUAAUACAGAUAGCGAUUGGUGCCAGUGGCUACAGCGAUGCAGAAACACUAACUUAGUAUCACUUCGGUAUCGCUCUCAAGGGAAUCAUCCCUCCGCAGACUCAACGACACCCGGUUUUCAGGCUCAGCUCGGUGAUAUCUCGAAGUCUUCAGCGAACUUUGCGGAGACCAUGCCCUCGCGAAUUGGAUCUCAGAACCAGCCUGAAAGAGACGUAGACUUGCAGAACCAAUAUUGGGACUAUUUGAUUUCGAAAGGCCCUUCUGUGUUUCAGUACAACGGCACCCAGGGAAUGGCCGAGACCAUCAUUCAACAUAAGCUGUCGGAUGACCAUCGUUUCCUGGAUAGUACGUCUGCCGGCGCCAUUCUAACCUCUAAACUUGAAAAGCAAAUGGGAGAUCGGGAGAAGAAAUCGGAGAAUCUUCAAAAAGGAAUUGACGAAGCAGAGCAGCAAUUAGAGGAGGAAAGAGAUAAGCAAUUAAAGCAAAUUAAAGGCCGUAAUGAAUUACAACACAGGAUUGAUGAUGAGACUGAUGAGAAGAUUGAAGAAUCCAAUGAGGAGAAAAAGAAGAGGGGCGAGAAAUGGAAGAGUCGAUUACAAGUUUCUGGGGCUGUUAUUCGACCAUUGGCUGCCUUGACUAUUAAUAUUAUAUUACCUCUAGCGGGUGUGGCAUUGGGCAAUCACAACCGCCAUUUAUAUGUCCUUCAAGACGAGUCUCUUGGGCCUCCUGGGAUUCUCUCUUCCGACUUUAACUUUUCAUGUUCUGCGGCAACACUCCUGGAAUCGUGCUCCCAACCGCCUUCUUAUCCAACGAGUACCAACGUCGGCGCCGAUAGCGUAGACGAGCCUACCUCUAUUUUCAUAAGCUGGGGGGGCGUUGUGGUAUCACAAGUGGCGCUUGAGAGUUGA